GAGUCACUUUCUGUUAAUUGUUGUGGAAUAAUUAACAUAGUGAUUCACUUAAGAUUGGUAUAAUAUAAUAUUAAGGUACUUCUAAGGAAAGAGGUCGAUGGGGACUCAUAAUUUAAUUCUGUUAUUCAUCCAUGUCGUUCUUUUUAUGGCGCCGGGUAUUUUAGCAGCUGGUCGGAGAGAUGUAGAUGAAAAUACAAACCAACAUGGCGAUCCUCAUCAUCCCGAGCUGUUUGCAGCAGAGUUUGGUGCUGCUCCAAAAAGGAGGAACCUAAAAGCCUGCGUUGCAGUAAACCAAAUAGACAAGUGCUGGAGGUGCAAAGCCGAUUGGGCAGACAAUCGUCAAGCAUUAGCCGAUUGCGCUCUUGGUUUUGGAAAGGGAACCACCGGUGGCAAAGGUGGCGAAAUCUAUGAGGUGACUGAUCCUUCAGAUGACGAUUUUACGGAGCCAAAGGAAGGAACCCUCCGUUGGGGUGUUACCCGAGACAAACCUUUAUGGAUCACCUUUGCAAAAGAUAUGGUUAUCAAUCUAAAACAAGAGCUCGUAAUAAAUAAUGAUAAGACAAUUGAUGGUAGGGGUGCAGCCGUCGAGAUCUGUAAUGGUGGAGGUCUCAGUGUAUACAAUGUGAAGAAUGUCAUUAUUCAUGGGAUCCACAUCCACGAUAUUCAAGAAACCCCCCGGUGGUAA
Molecule: messenger RNA, 685 nt
Organism: Lactuca virosa
Lineage: Eukaryota; Viridiplantae; Streptophyta; Magnoliopsida; Asterales; Asteraceae
Source: the annotation of a GenBank genome assembly